AUGCAGGAGCUCCGGCAGGAGCGGGAGGAGCGGCGGGACCGCGAGCUACAGCAGGAGGAGCACAAGAGUUCCGUCCCGGCAGUGGCAAGCCCGGAGGCGCAGGCCCCGAGCGCUCCGCUGAAACCGGCCCCUCAAGAUCCUCCACGGGUCUUUGCCAUCGGCGAGAAAGUUCGCUACUGGAGCGGGACGCACCGCAAGUGGGUCGAAGCCCACGUCCAAAGAGUGAACCGGGACGCCGACGGCGAGCUGCUGUCCUACGACCUAACCGCGAGGGCUCAGGCAGAGAUCGCGAGAGUCAAGGAUGCCAGCACCGCCGAGGACGCGCCAGCUCCCGCGGUGUCCCGACAGUCUGCGGAGGAUGCUGACGUUUCUGAGGCAUCCGCAAAGCCUGCCGAAGAUCCGCCGGUUUCUGAGGAGCCUGGACCUGCGGUGAACGGCAGCGAGGCCUCCGCGGAUCGCUUCCAAAAUGGGGAGGAGGUGCAGUAUUUCAGCGAGACGAAGGAACGAUGGAUCGACGCGGUCGUGGAAGGCCACCAGGCCAAGGACGGGGCCAUCGUCGCGUACGACCUCAAUUGCAAGAAGGGGGUUCCCGCAGAGCGGCUGCGCCACUCCGGGGUCCAGUACAAAGUAGGCGAGCUGGUGGAAUACUGGAGCGCCUCGGGACAUCGGUGGAUGCCUGCGAAGGUGGAGCGGCUGAAUUUGGAGGCACGGGCCUGUGACCUGGAUGUGAAGCCGGGAGCUCCCCUGAACCGAGUCCGCAAGGUCUCGGGCACGUCGGAAGCUACCGCCUCGCUCAUUCGACAGGCUCCGCGGCCCCUUCUGGGCCCAAUCCUGGCCCACAACGUCGACGUGCCUCCUCCUCCGCUGGCCUGCGGUUUCAAAGCCGGAGACCAGGCUCUGAUCUCUUUUCUGCUGGUGCAGUACUUCAGCGAGACGAAGCAGAGGUGGGUGGAGACGCUGGUGCUCCGCAUGUUCGAACAGGAGGGCAACAUCUGCUAUGACCUGGACUGCAAGAAGGGAGUCUCCGCCGACAAGGCCGCGGAGUUCGAUCGGUGUGCUGUCUGCAUCCAUGGCGGCAUCCGGCCUUCACAGGUCCGCUCCUCGCCACGGGCCUCCCAAGAGCGCUACGAGGUGCCACGCAAGAGAAUGAGAGGAGGAGAGGAGGAGAGGAUCGGACGACGUGCUGUGGCGCCUGUUGGCUUGUUGGAGGUCGGCGAGCAAGUGGAGUACUGGAGCGUCUCGGCGGGCCGGUGGCUGCCUGCGAAGGUCCAGGUCGUUCGGUUGGACCUCGGCCGCUGCGACCUCGACAUCAAGCGGCUUGGCCGCGGUGUCACUCACCGGUUGGCCGCGCCUAUCGGAAGAAUCCGGCGGCCGAUUGGUCACGCAACGGCGCCCAAGCCCGUGCCGGCAGUGCCUGCGGUGCCUGCUGUGCCUGCGGUGCCUGCACCGCCCGAGCCGUUGCCGGUGAUGCCUGUGCCCGCUUCAACCCCGACGCCUCCUCCGGCGCGGCGUCGCAAGCCUCUGCCGCAGCCACCAGCAAAACCGGAGCCCCCGGUGGAGACGGCCGUGUGCUUGUCCGAGGAGGAGGAUGAGGUGCCUCCCAUGCCGCACGAUCUGCGCAAGCCGCUCCCGCCCCCGCCGCCCAUGCCGCUGCCCCUUCCAGUUCAAGCGGUGCAGCCGCCGCAGGAGCCAACAAAGCCCAGCGAAACCGAGGCCCAGAAGCAAGAGCCCGAGAAGAGGGACGCUUCUCCUUCCCCGUCUCCUGCAAAGGAGCCUGCCGUGGAGGAGCCUGCAGAGGAGCCUGCCGUGGAGAAGUCGCCAGAACCGGAGCCUGUGAGGCAGAAAUCCCCGAGUCAGGAUUCAAGCCAGGAAUCUGAGGAGGAGGAGGAGGAGAAGCCGGCAAGGCAAGACAUGGAGAUUACGCGCACUCCGACGCCCCCUCGCCACGUGCUCCAAGCGGCCCGACAAGCGUGCCAAGCCUACAGAUCGCCAGUCCAGCUGCAAGGGCCUGACGAGCCAACUUCGCCGGCUGACUGCAUUCGGGUCGAGCUGGAUGAGGAGUCUGAGCCGACAGAGAGACCACCUAAAGAGGAGGACCAGGCGCCAGAGCCAGAGCCUUCUGCGGCUCCGCCUGCAGUCGAGCAGCCGCUCAAGCGCCCCCGCGAGCCCAGCGAGGACCUGGAUUUCGAGGCCCCGCCCACGCUGCCGCGCUCGGUGAAGGCAGCUCAGGAGCAGCCCAGGCUGGAUUCGCUGGCCCAGCCCCUGCAAAAGCAAGCCAAGGAGAAAGGACGUCGGCGGCGGCGCAAGCACAAGGAUGCGGAUCUAGGGCAAGCGGAAGAGAACGGCUCCAAAGAAGUGAGGUCCGAUGUCCUGCCGACGAAUGGCGACGAGGGUCCAGAUGGUCCACGCCCAGGUCCGGGCCACAGUCGCCGUCGGCGGCGAAGGAGGGAAUCCGAUGCUCCGAGUCCCGGCCCAGGCAAGCCUCCAGGUGAUUACGCGCCUGUGCACGAGGAGCCGAGGUUGGAUGACCGUCCUGACCACGGAGGUCGGCGUCACUCGAGGUUGGAGACGCCAGGCAGAGAGGAUGCCCAAGCCAGGCAUGACGUGUGGACCAAGCGAGACCCACAGCGAGGUGGAAGGCGCCGAAUUCCCCCGGGAGCCACGGCAAAGGCCCUGCCAUCAUCUCGGCAACGAGACGCUCGGGACCGCGAUCGAAGCCGCAAUGGAAAUCGCGAGGACUUACUUGGUGCCUGUGAUUUAGUUGGGGCUGCCCAAGAUGCCAUGGAGACCGUGGAAUGGCAAAGGCUGGUCAUGGAGCAGGAGGAGGCGAUGGCACGGCAGCAAAGCUCGGAAAAGUCGCCGCGCCCAAGACGAAGGUCUUUGACGCCCCUGGCUCGAAGGCGUGUGCCGCGAGAUGGACGGGAGCUCGGACGAGAAGGAAGGCCUUGGUCCCCCAGAUCAGCCGAAAGGAACCGUGGAGACGCAGGCAGACAUGACUUGCGCCUGAAGAGCCGGUCACGCUCCAGAAUGCGAAACAGGCCCCCGACGGGGAGGAGGACAUGA
This is a messenger RNA of Symbiodinium sp. CCMP2592, 3063 nucleotides long. The record is from the annotation of a GenBank genome assembly. Lineage: Eukaryota; Dinophyceae; Suessiales; Symbiodiniaceae.